AUGGAAGAGAGCCACCGCCACCAUCUGCACCAGUACCACCAGCAGCAGCAGCAUCAGCUGCUGCAGCCCCGCCACGGCCGGCCGGCGGCGCAGUCCAGGUUGGUGGCGCUGAAGGACACCGUGGGGGAGAUCGUAGAGGUGGAGGGGGGCCACAUUGUGCGGUCCACCGGCCGCAAGGACCGCCACAGCAAGGUCUUCACGGCCAAGGGCCCAAGGGACCGCCGGGUCCGCCUCUCCGCCCACACCGCCAUCCAGUUCUACGACGUCCAGGACCGCCUCGGCUACGACCGCCCCAGCAAGGCCGUCGACUGGCUCAUCAAGAACGCCAAGGCCGCCAUUGACGAGCUCGCCGAGCUCCCACCCUGGAACCCCACGGACCAGAGCCCUCCUCCUCUCCAGCAGGAGGAAGCUACCCACGAACCGCCGGGAGGACCCACCAGGAAGCGGCUGCCUGAGUCGGACCCCGUCGCGUCGUCCCCCGCCUUCGUCUUCGGCGCCGGCAACUUCUUGCCGCCGUCUCUGGACUCCGAUUCCAUCGCCGACACCAUCAAGUACUUCUUCCCGGUGUCCGCCGCCACCGGCGGCGCUUCCAUCCCCGGCGGUGGUUUCCAGAGCUACCCGUCGGUGGACCUCCUGCAGCGCGGCGGGUCGCAGGCCCAGGAUCUCCGUCUCUCGCUUCAGUCCUUCCAGGAGCCGAUUCUUCUGCACCACCCCCAACAGCCGCCCGCCACCGCCGAGCAGUCGCUCUUCACCAGCUCCUCCUCCACCGCUCUGGCCUUCGAUGGGAGCUCCCCCGGUUGGCCCGAUCUGAACCAGCGGGCGUUCUCGUGGAAUGGUCCCGAGGAGAAUGGUGGCGCCGGCAGCGGCGGUGGCGGUGGCGGCGGCGGCGGCGGCGGCGGCGGCGGUGGAGGGUUCAUCUUCUCGGUUCCGCCGCCACAGGCCGUGCCGCUGCACCCAGUGCUCGGCCAAGGCCAGUUUCUCACACAGAGGGGUCCCCUUCAGUCCAUUGCAUCGCCCCAUGUCCGCGCUUGGACGGACGCCGCGGCGGUGCUUCAGCCGGCGCCGUCCUUCGCGGCGGCGGCCGGCGGAUUCUCAGGGUUCCGUGUACCAGCGCGGAUUCAGGGCGAGGAGGAGCACGACGGCAUCCCCAGAAAGCCGUCCUCUACUUCCUCCGCUUCUCGCCAUUGA
Messenger RNA from Spirodela intermedia, 1188 nucleotides. NCBI's taxonomy places the organism in Eukaryota, Viridiplantae, Streptophyta, Magnoliopsida, Alismatales, Araceae. The record is from the annotation of a GenBank genome assembly.